CCUGGCGAAAGCUUUUCUGCUGGCAUCGAUUCGGACUGGAGAUGCCAUGGCGGAGGACAAGCAGCGCCGGCAGAAGUUAUGGAAAAGCAUGCAGCAGAGAGGCAUCCAGAAGUUCAUGCAGCAACGGCCCGCUGACUUCCGGCGCCGCGCGCGCAAGGGCAUCCCCCCGGAAUACCGCGCCGAGGCGUGGAAGGCAGCCUUGCAUGCAGAUGCUCAUGCAAAGCCAGGUCUUUAUCAGGGACUUCAGAGGACAGAGAACGAGUUCAUCCACCUCAUAGAGAUUGAUAUCCCCCGGACCUUCCCGGAAGAGCCCAGCUUCACCAAAGCCCAGCAGAUGAGCCUCUUUCGCAUUCUGAAGGCCUAUGCGAACCUUUGCCCUGACGUUGGCUAUUGCCAAGGCAUGAACUUUGUGGCGGGGCUCUUGCUGCUGGUUGCCCAGGGCGGGCUCUUCGGUGAAAGGGUGCAGCCUGAAACGGAAGAGGAGACAUUCUGGAUGUUCUUUAGUCUCAUGGAAUGUGGUCAAUUGAACGGCUUCUACCGGCGGCAGUUCCCACUGCUGAAACGGUACCUUUGGGCCUUUGACGAGCUGAUUGCCACCUUCCUCCCAGAAUUGAACGAGCACUUCUGCAAGGAGAACCUGCAGCACGCGGUCUAUUUGCAUCAAUGGUUCUUGACGCUCUUCAUCAGCAGCCUGCCGCUGCCCAUGGUCCUCGUCAUUUGGGAUGCGAUCAUUUGCGGUGGACUGCAGGAACUCUUGCCCAUCUCCUUGUCAGUUUUGCAGCUGCUGCGCUCGACACUUCUGGAAAUGAAGUUCGAAGAAAUUGUCAGCUUCUUCAAGACCAUGCGCUGCAGGGAGCAGGAGGACACCGACUUCGAGAGCAUCGGCCGCAUCGCCGUUUCGGGCAGCGAAUCGAUCCGCAUUCCGGACGAGGUGGCGGAGGUUCUGCACAGGCCGCUGCCAUUGCGGACAGAUGACAUGAUGGAGCGCACACCGCAGUCGCCACCUCGGAAGAUCACUGACUCAGAUGAGGAUUUUGCUGCAUCUAUCCCUUCUCCUUGCAGCACAGGCGCCACCAGCAGCGAAGGAGGAGCAUGGGACUACCUGCGGCAGUUCAAGCGCCUGAACCAUGGGGUCCUCAACUGGUGGACGGACACCAGGGAGAACCUCCAGGGCUGGGGAUCCUCGUUGCGGGAGGAACCAUCUGCGAUGUGGACUUAGCCCAGGCAGGAUGUAUAUAAGGAAACGCCCUUCGCGAGCUUUACGCCUUAUGGAGACUCGUGAUCGGCUGGCAUGAGAUCAACCGUGGCAUCGACAGUGGCCGAAAGACAACUGGUG
Messenger RNA from Effrenium voratum, 1336 nucleotides. Lineage: Eukaryota; Dinophyceae; Suessiales; Symbiodiniaceae. The record is from the annotation of a GenBank genome assembly.